Molecule: messenger RNA, 2503 nt
Organism: Stegostoma tigrinum
Lineage: Eukaryota; Metazoa; Chordata; Chondrichthyes; Orectolobiformes; Stegostomatidae
Product: adhesion G-protein coupled receptor G2-like
Exons: 16
Coding region: 71-2068 (665 amino acids)
Biological process (GO): adenylate cyclase-activating G protein-coupled receptor signaling pathway
Molecular function (GO): G protein-coupled receptor activity
Source: RefSeq, a predicted model, not a curated record
CAUUGGCCCAGGCCCAUGUUCACUGAAAGUGUCCGUAAACACAACAGGCUUAGAAAUAGAAGCUCAUCUCAUGGGGAAGGGUCGAUCUUCCUGCACACAAGAUACUGCAGCAACUACACCUGAAGCUUCAUCAGAAAUCUGCAUCACUUGGAAAGGGCACGUUGGCCAACUCUACAUAACGCGAGGUGAUGUUGUCAAGUCAUAUUCAGCUGCCUUGUCCACUGAAGGGAAAUGUUGCCAACGUUUCACUCUCACCACUAACACUUCACACAAUAAUUCACCAUGGCUGAGAGACAUUAUUUACGUAAAUCAAUCCAACUUCCAUCCUGUUCACAUGGAAAAAGCUUCUUAUUUGGAAUUUACUGCAUCUGAAGGAGCGUGUGAAACACCAUUUGCUGAUUGCAUAAAUCAGAAAAACAACUUGAAUGAACUCACAAACAAAGGGCAGUUGACAGUAAAUGAUGCUCGCUAUGCAAUGUUACUGACCAACAGAAUCCUGGAGGAAUGUAAUGAGAGUUCUUCAGUCAGACUGGAGUCUGAUCUACGUCAGGUCCUGAAGGAAAUGGAUUUUACGAUGGACAGUCAAACCUUUGUACUUCCUAAUGUCAAAGCUGCUGUGAUCAAUCCGCGUCAGAGUGGUUCUUCAGAAUUUCAGGUUACUGCCAAUUUCUCUUGGGUGGGCCCUGAUGGUCAGGCGAAGUUCACUGCUGUUCGCAUUUUUUUGACAUUUCAGUUACCUCUGUCCAGGGAUGCAAGGGCCGUUGUCAUUCAGUUGCAGAACCAAACGCCAAUCCAGGGCCAGGAGAGGAAGCUCACUUCUCCCGAUGUAACAAUUCAAGUGGGGAGUUCGACUAUUGAUGAUCUCAGUGCCCCUCUGACAGUUACAUUUCAAGAACUGACUUUCUUGCCAAAUCCCACGCCAUGCCAUGUUUUCAGUUCAAGUGGAAAUGCCACCUUCGAUCAGUAUGGAUGUAACACCGUCCAGAAUGGAGUGAAUAACAAAAUGGAUACGAUCACUUGCAGAUGUCACAUCCUGAGUUUCUUCUUUGAAUUAACACUGGAAUUGAAGGAUAUUUUUGACAUUUUUCCAAGUAAUGAACCAUUUAAAAUGACAACAUGGAGUAACCAUACUAUUCAUGUCGAUGUCACCACACCAGUGACAGGCAGCCCUUGUGAAACACCCCUGGAAUCAACCACCAGCAUGUUCUCUUCAGCAGGUAACAAUCCGACUACUCAGAAUUUGGAUCCCAACCAAAUGUGCCGUGACAUGAAACAGCAACUGACUUCCAGGGAAAAUAAUACGAGCAACUUUGAUUCAGUGAACAACUUCGUCGAAAAAUGUUUAGGUGUCGUUCGAGAUAGUUCAACUCUGGAGAGAAUACUCGCACAGAUAGAAAUCGAAGGAGAAAAUCAAUCCUUCUCCUUGCCAAAUUUCUUUGCUCACAUCCAAAAAAUAGAAGCUGACCAGUUUGCAGGACUUCACUUUCCUACAUCUGAUUUGAUCCAGCAGAAAAAUAUCUCGAGCUUGAUCCGAAAUGUUGAAAUUGAAUUGCCUCCAACUCUUCUGGACAGCGUUAAAGCACAGACAAAUGCCCUUAUAGCUAGAAUCAUUUUUGUUAUCUACGGAGAUACAAAACGUUUCCAGACUGAAAAUAACAGCACCGUAUUAAACAAUCUCGUAAGUGGGAUAGAAGUGGUGAAUGUCACCAUUGAAAAUCUCCAAGACCCAGUGAUCAUUGUCUUUCAGAAUACAACCUUACCGAAUAAGACAAUUGCAAAAUGUGUCUUUUGGGAUUUCAAAAACGGCAACACAAGUCUUGGUACUUGGAGUGAGUCUGGUUGUACGACAGAAUUUCAGCCUCAUAACAUCCGCUGCAAGUGUAACCACUUGACUUCAUUUGCUGUGUUACUGCAGGAUGUUAUGGCCUUCAGGAAAACCCGCAAGAGUUCCCUGGUUCUAAGCAAUUUGAAUGGAAUGAUCCUGGCUUUCGCCUCUCCACUGCCAUUACUUUCUGUGGCCGGAAUACUUUGUAAACAGCUAAAGAACUUCCAAAGUUCCUGCUCAUAAAGAGACACGAACAUAACUUUGCAACGAGAUGUGAUAAUAUGUGUAUUACUGCAUCGUGAAUGCACAGAGCAAACGUACAGAAUAUCUUCUUGCAGUUACACGUUUGGCUCUGAAGCUCGUCUUCCUUUGUUAGAUUGUUUAUCACUGUCAAUGGAUUCUAAUCUCGCAUUAAUCACUGCUCAGCUUGGAGUGUGGGUGAAGAUAAAGGAGAAACUAAAUCAUUCCUGUCUUAAUGAUGCACUGCACCCACUUUGUGAGAAAAAUGGUGAGAAGUAGUUCUCAAUCUUGAUCCAGGAAGGCAUAUACUUUGGAAUUAAGUGUGAGAUUUGCUGGAUAUGUAGACAGUUUGAAAUAAUCUGAAUUCUUGACGUAACACAUCAAUAUACAAAUUAUCCCUGAUGAUCGCACGUUUGGUGAGAAUUUGCUUGUAUAAUA